AUGGUCCUGUGGGGAUCUGAGCAUGGUCCUGUGGAGCUGAACAUGGGCCUGGGGAUCUGGGUAUGGUUCUAUGGGGCUGGGCAUGAUCGUGUGGGGCUGGGGCAAGCUGGGUUCGUGCCAUCCUUCCCUCCUCCCUGUCUGUCUUUCCCUCCUCAGAUGAAAACCUGGGUCUGCGAUUCGGGGCAGAAACUGGAAAUUUUCAUCCCUUUUCUGGGCAAGUACCGUCCGUUCUCGGGGCGUUGCUGCCAGACCUGCACCCCGAAGAGCUGGGAUGGUUUCUACCACAAGCAGCUCUCCUCUCUCGGCUUCCGCAAUGCCAUCCGGGUGACGGAGGAGGACACACGGUACCGGGGCUGGCUGGUCCGAAGGGUUUGCGGUUUCCUUGCUGUCUGGGACUGGAAAGUUCCUGCUGACACCCCUGGAGACCUCCCGGCAAGGAUCUGCCGCAGCAAAAGGGUACGGGAUGUCACUACCGGCCGGUCCCGUGGCUCCAGAGGGGAUGGUGAAUCCCACCGGAGGUGGAAGGAGAAAAUACUCAAGAUCCUGGCUGAAAUCCAGGCCCCGCUCUCCCUUCUCAUGCUGAGGUUGUUCCACUGGGCUUUGCUCAAGCUCCUGAACCGCCUCUUCCUCAGCGUGCAGCUCCACCGAGGGCAGCUGGAGAUGGUGCUGAGGGCCGCCAGGACGCCCGGCGUGCCGCUGGUUUUCCUCUCGACGCACAAAUCCCAGCUGGAUGGGCUGCUCCUGUCCUUCCUCCUCUUCUCCCAGGGGCUUGGGGUGCCCAGGGUGACGGUGGGUGGCCAGGUCUGCAGCCCUCGCCUCCGAGCCCUGCUCAGCCGCCUGGGAGGGAUUUUCCUGCCUUCGAGGAUGGAGCAGACGCCGAGCAACCGGGAUGAAGGGCUGCCGGGGGCUGUCCUGGCCACGUACGUCGAGGAGGUGCUGAGGAGCCGACAGCCUCUGCUCAUCUUCCUGGAGGAGCCCCCCGUCGCCCUGCGCCUCUCUGCCCCUGCCCGGGAGUGGAUGGCCCUGGUGUACCGAGCCAUGCGGGACGGCGCCGUCCCCGACGUCCUCCUGGUCCCCGUGGGCAUCGCCUACGACAUGGUCCCCGGCGGUUUGCACCGGGAAGGAGCGCACAGCGGUCGGCCCCUCGGCCUCGGCGCUUGCCUCUGGGCGGCGUGGCAGGCCAUGCGCCGAAACCUUGGCUGCGCCCGCGUGGACUUCGCCCAGCCCUUCUCCUUACAGGAGUUUGCGGCCAAAAACCUCAUCAGGCAGAGCUGCACGGGGAAGCCGCUGGAGGAGCCGCUGCUGCCCACCGUCCUCGGCACGUGUCCCAGCCAGCUGGACGGCAAGAAGGUAGAGAUUUGGAGUCCCGGCCCUGCAACAGCUGCCGGCUUAGAGGCAGAAGAGGAAAUACUGCUGACCAAGCUGGGCCUGCACUGCCUGAGCGACAGCGUUGCCUGCUCCGCCGUCAUGGCUGUGGGGAUCACGUCCGCGCUGCUGCUGCACAAGCACCGGGAGGGCGUCUUCCUCUCCCGGUUGAUGCGGGACUUCGCCUGGCUGCUGGAGGAGAUCCUGCUGCGCCAGCGCGACGUGGGCUUCUCAGGGCAGCUCCGCGCCCUGGUGCAGCACAGCCUCGUCCUGCUCAGGGCCCACCUCACCCUCUAUCGCCUGUCCCCCAUUGGUGACAUCCUGGUGGUCCCUGAGGCCUCGGCGGAGACCCUGAGGGAGCUGGCUCACCACAGCGCUGCCAUCCUGCCCGUCUUCGCCAGCGAGGCGGUGGGAGCUUGUGCCAUCCAUGCCUUGCUGCUGGAGAUGCUGCCCUUCUUGGGAGCGACUGUCGGACCCUCUGGCAUCGUGCUCAGCCAGGAUGAGCUGCUCCGCAAGACCCUGGAGCUGCUCCGGCUGCUGCCCCCAAAUCUCCUGGGGCUCCAGCCCUGCCAGCCCCUCGACUGCCGGAGCCAGGACAUCGUGGACAAGCUCCUCCUGUGUGGGCUGCUGGAGACUGAAGAGCCGGAGAGCGAGCGCUGGGUCUGCGACUUGGCCCCACGGCCCUUCUGCAAGCGACGGCCCUGGGCAGGGAUGGACUUCACCGACAGCGACAGUGACAGCGAGGACGAGGUCCCCAAGCGCUGUUUCAAGCUCAGCGAGCCCCAGGGCUCACCCGGCUUCCUCCUCUUCCUCUGCCGGCUCCUGAACCCCGUGCUGAGGACCUACGCCAAAGCGGUGGCUUUCCUGGACCGACCCAGCUGGCCCCAGCCCGAGACAGCCUACGUGGAGGCGCUGCUGCAAUUCCUGGCCGAGGAGGGCGAGUUCCCCAAUAGGAGCGUGGCCCUCAGCUCUCUGCAGACCUUCAAGGAGAUGGGGGUGUUGGAGGAGGUGCGGACCCCCGCCGGACCCCUGCUCCACCUCGCCCAGCCUUUCCGCUCCAGCGCGAGCCAGGGAAAGCUGGAAGCCUUCAUCCAGCAGUUCACCCAGCCGUAGCCGCCGUGCCGAUAAACCUGGGAGCAGGUACCUGACCCGG
Molecule: messenger RNA, 2518 nt
Organism: Gavia stellata (red-throated loon)
Lineage: Eukaryota; Metazoa; Chordata; Aves; Gaviiformes; Gaviidae
Gene: GPAT2
Product: glycerol-3-phosphate acyltransferase 2, mitochondrial
Exons: 21
Coding region: 1-2478 (825 amino acids)
Cellular component (GO): mitochondrial membrane
Source: RefSeq, a predicted model, not a curated record